Molecule: messenger RNA, 5521 nt
Organism: Hippopotamus amphibius kiboko
Lineage: Eukaryota; Metazoa; Chordata; Mammalia; Artiodactyla; Hippopotamidae
Gene: ZBED4
Product: zinc finger BED-type containing 4
Exons: 8
Coding region: 1101-4619 (1172 amino acids)
Molecular function (GO): protein dimerization activity; DNA binding
Source: RefSeq, a predicted model, not a curated record
GGGGUGCAGCGUCCGGCGGCGUCGCGGGCGGGCGGCGGCGGCGGCGGGGCGGGAGGGGCGCGGGGGCAGACAAAGCCGCGGCUGAUGAAUGGGAGCGCGUCCGCCCGCGCGGCCGUCGUCCGCACCCGGGCGGGAGCCGCCCGGCGCCCGCGAGCGCUUCCAGGAAGAGGCGGCCAGGGGCCUUAUUUACAUGUCCUGGGAAGCAGAGCACGUCUGCUCGUCGUGACUUACGUCUUCUCAGGAAGAGACCUAGCACCGCUGAAGAGAGGUUCUCUGAGUCUUCAAGAAGUUAAUCUCUUAUGUUGGAAGAAAGCUCAGACUUUUAGUCCACUUCACAGAUUCCUGUCCGGCACAGAGUUUGGAGAGUGACCAGCAGUGGGCAGUGGAGCUGUUGGAGCACGAGCAGCAGUGCAGCCUCUCCGUCUGGCCUCCCUGCAUUGUCUGGAUGACGGUGGCUUCCCGUCAGCCGGCUUCCCGGUGUUCGGGCCCUUUCCGCAUCCCUGUCUUCCCUGCUCUUCUCCCGCACCCUGUGUGUCAUCGCCUGACUUCUCAUCACUCUGGAAUAGUUCAGGUGUCAGCCGAGGCGCUGAGCUUUCAUUCAAGGCCACGGCUAACUGAGCCUCACCUUGUGGCCUGCCUGCCUGGAGAUUGCCACGAAGGGAGCCCUGUGCCGUUGAAGCUGGGCUGUUUGUCCUGUGGAAUCUCCUGUGGUCUGGAUUUUGCUGAUCUCAUCCCACCGGUGGUGAUUAAAUGUGCUCCUCCAGCCCUGAUGAUGCGAAAGGAUCCCCGUGCCAGCCAGGUGACGGCAGCCCCGUGUCUAAGACGAGCAGGUUCCCGCUGCGCGCGUGCAUGUUUACACCCAGAGAUUUCUGAGCGUAGGACUCCUGAGAAGCGGCGGUCUGCAUCCUAAGAUGACGUGCUCAUGAGACCCCUCAGUAAGAUUUGUGAUCAGCCACGUUCAGAAACAUCCCGGAAGAUGGGAUUCUUUUGAAAGAACUGAAGGUGAUGUGCAUUUGGGGGCACAGAGGAGCACCUGGGUCCGUUUCCCACGCCCCCGGGGUGUCGGCAUGAGGGAGCUGCCAGGGUAGUGAUGGUCAGUCAUGGAGAAUCACCGGGAGACUCGUUCCAAAGGGGAUGGCGAUUUCGUUUCUGAUGAAAUAAAUUUUAAAAUAGAAGAGGAAGAUGAUGACCGAAUCCCUAAUCGUAGCUUGGAAAGGAUGGAUUUUAAAACUGAGCCGGAGGACAGGAAGCGGGCUGACAGUGGUGACGACGGGGCAGAGGGCAGAGGGGCGAGCUGUGGCGGCCCACGCCCCGGGAGGCGCGCCUCUCCCGAGCCCGAGGACGACUACGGGGCCCUGUUGUCGCAGUACAGCAGCACGCUGUACAGCGUGGCCAUGGAGGCCGUGACGCAGAGCCUGCUCUCCGGCCGCGGCAUCGGCUCCAGGAAGAAGUCCCCGGCUUGGAAGCAUUUUUUCAUCUCGCCCCGGGACAGCACGAAGGCCAUCUGCAGGUACUGUAUGAAGGAGUUCAGCAGGGGCAAGAACGAGAAGGACCUCAGCACCAGCUGUCUGAUGCGGCACGUGAGGCGGGCGCACCCCACGGUGCUCGUCGAGGAAAACGGCAGCGCGCCGGCGCCCCUCCCUGCCCCUCCCCCGCGGCUCCCCCCGCCGCCCGCCAACGCCAGGGACCCGGGAACCGGCCUCUCACCCAGCAAGCUCGUCCCCAGAGCGGCCUCUAAGAGCCCAUCUCCCCAUCAGGUAGCGGAGGAAUCUGGCUCUGUGGUUCCUCCCGAAGACGUCUCCUCCGACGUGGCAGUCUCUGAGAGGUACAGCAGGGACGAUGCCCUGGCGGGGCUGCCCCCCCAGCCCCGCGCCGUCCACUGCGACGAGCCUGCGGAGAACGGGGCCGAGAAGAGCCUGCCGCUGCCCAGGAGCGCGUCCGGGUCCAGGAGGAGGUCCGCCGUCUGGAAGCACUUCUACCUGUCACCCCUGGACAGCUCCAAGGCCGUGUGCGUCCACUGCAUGAAUGAGUUCAGCCGGGGCAAGAACGGGAAGGACCUGGGCACCAGCUGCCUCAUCAGGCACAUGUGGCGGGCGCACCGCUCCAUCGUGCUGCGCGAGAACGGCGGGGGUGCCAGCGUGCCGCCCCCCUACUCCGCGGCCCCCACCCUGCUGCCCGCCCCGCCGCCGCCCGAGGGAGAGCCCAGCCCCGCGCCCUCGUCUCCAGGGAGGCCGGUCCAGGACCCCCCAUCCGCCGCCUCCUCCCCCGACCGGCGGGCGGAGGACCGGUCGGCGUGCUGGAACCCCGGAGACGUGCCGACGGACGCCGUGUCGGCGUUGCCGUCCCCCGACGACACGGGCGAGGCCUCGUGGGCGUGCUCUCCCGAGAAGCAGCCGGGCGCCGCGCCAAGCCCUCGCCCGUUCCAGUCCGGCGCUGUGUUCCAGCAGAACAAGAAGCUGAUGAGGAGGCUGAAGUCGGAAGUGUGGCACCACUUCUCGCUGGCCCCCACCGACAGCCUCAAGGCCGUGUGCAGGCACUGCGGCUGCGCGAUCAGCCGCGGGAAGAAGGGCGACGUGGGGACCAGCUGUUUGAUGCGGCACCUCUGCCGGCGCCACCCGGAGGUCGUGGGCAGCCACAAGGGCUUCCUGGGGGCCAGCUUGGCAAACUCCCCGUACGCCACCCUGGCUUCUGCAGAAACUGCCUCCUCCAGGGUAACCGACCUGCCGACCGUGGUCACAAAAAACAGUCAAGGUGUGUUUCCCGUCAACAGCAAAAAGACCUCCAAGUUGUGGAAUCAUUUCUCUGUCUGCUCCGCAGACCCCACGAAGGUCGUGUGCUUGCACUGUGGCCGGACGAUCAGCAGGGGCAAGAAGCCCACGAACCUGGGCACCAGCUGCCUCCUGAGGCACCUGCAGAGGUUUCACGGGGGCGUGCUGAGGCCCGACAGCCCCCGGGCGCCGCCCUCGCCUCCCGCCGCCCGGGGGCCCCUGGGCGCGGAGUUGGCGGGCGCUUCCUCCGGCGAAGGCGCCCACGAGAAGCUGUGUGAUUCUCACCCAGUUGCCAAGAAGAUAACCAGUCUCAUUGCUGAAAUGAUCGCCCUUGACCUCCAGCCGUACUCAUUUGUGGACAACGCUGGCUUCAACAGGCUGCUCGGAUACUUGAAACCUCAGUACUGCCUGCCCCCGCCAUCCUACUUCUCCAGGACGGCCAUCCCGGGCAUGUACGACCGCGUGAAGCACGUCAUCAUGUCGCAGCUGCAGGAAGCCGAGAGCGGCGUGGUCCACUUCACGUCUGCGAUAUGGAUGAGCAGCCAGACCCGGGAGUACCUGACCCUCACCGCCCACUGGGUCACCUUCGAGUCGUCGGCCCGGCCGCCCUGCGAGGACCACCACUGCUCCGCGCUGCUGGACGUGUCGCAGGUGGACUGCGACUACAGUGGCGGCAGCAUCCAGAAGCAGCUGGAGUGUUGGUGGGAGGCCUGGGUGACGUCGACCGGCCUGCAGGUGGGCAUCACGGUCACCGACAACCCCAGCAUAGGGAAGAUGCUGAACGAGGGCGCGCGCUCGAGCGUGCAGUGCUUCAGCCACACGGUCAACCUCAUCGUCAGCGAGGCCAUCAAGAGCCAGAGGAUGGUGCAGAACCUGCUCAGCACCGCGCGGAAGAUCUGCGAGCGGGUCCACCGGUCGCCCCGGGCGAAAGCCAAGCUCGCGGAGCUGCAGAAGGAGUACGAGCUGCCGCCCCAUCACCUCCUCCAGGACGUGCCGUCCAGGUGGAACACGUCGUUCCACAUGCUGCAGCGGCUCAUCGAGCAGAAGAGGGCGGUGAACGCGCUGGCCGUGGAGUGCAACUUCCGGGAGCUCAUCAGCUGCGACCAGUGGGAGGUGAUGCAGUCCGUGUGCCACGCCCUGAAGCCCUUCGACGCCGCCAGCCGGGAGCUGAGCGCCCGCGCGUCCGCGCUCAGCCAGGUCAUCCCCAUGAUGCACAUCCUCGGCCGGAGGGUGGAGAUGCUCUUCCAGGAGACCAUGGGCAUCGACACCAUGCUCGGGUCGCUCCGCGAGGCCGUGGUGAGCCGCCUGUCCGCCGCCCUCCACGACCCCAGGUACGCGCUGGCCACCCUGCUGGACCCGCGCUACAAAGCCUCCCUGUUCUCCGAGGAGGAGGCCGAGCAGUACAAGCAGGACUUGAUCAGGGAACUGGAGACGCUGGAUUCUACCUCAGGGCCCGCUCCCGUCUCCAACGGGUGUGACCCGGGCUCCCCAGCGAGAGACGGUGCCGGGGAGGAGAGCCUGUGGUCCCUCAUGGCCAAGAUGAAGAAGACCGAGCCCAGGGGGAGAGCGAAGGUGCCGGAGGACAUGGUGCUCGCCUACCUGGAGGAGGAGGUGCUGGAGCACGGCUGCGACCCGCUCGCCUACUGGAACCUGAAGCGGGCGGCCUGGCCGGGCCUCUCCGCCUUGGCCGUGCGGUUUCUGGGCUGCCCCCCGAGCAUCAUCCCCUCCGAGCGGCUGUUCAGCACACCCACCGAGAACGGCAGCUUUGGCCAGUCCCGGCUCAUGAUGGAACAUUUUGAGAAACUCAUCUUUCUGAAAGUGAAUCUUCCCUUGAUACGCUUCCAGUAUUGAAGCUCACGGUGGAGCCACCGGACGAGAAGCAGCGUCUGUCCGGGGCUGGCGGCUCACCGCGGUGGGGGCCCUGUGGGACGCAGGCCAGGCGCUCAGGUCCACGUCCACGGCAGGUUCCCGGUCCGGCCCUCACCGUCACGUCCACAUGUGCCUUACCCAGUCCUUCAGGCCAGGUACCACGGUGUGUUUUUUAAGAAGUCCACUAGAAACUGCCUGUCUUGUCGAUUAUGAAAUACGAUGAUUAGGUUUUCAUUCAUAACUGUAAAGUUUUUUAAAAGGUGGGGGUUAGUAGUUUGUUUUAUUAGAAGGGCGGAGGAGAUGUAAGCAGUUUUAUUCUGUAGGCUUUUUAUUUGAUGAUGUAAAAACCACAAAUCAGGUACUGUAUUUUAGUUGAAAAUUGCUUUAAUUGCAGCAAAACAGCUUAUGUGGCUGUCAGAUAAAAUCUGUAAAUAGAAGGUGGAGUUCAAGCCAUCCUGACGGAGCAGUUCCUAACUGUGGGCUCUAAAGUACAUUGCGGGGACAGCGCGUACUCUGGGAGGUAACUGUUUACCACGACAGACAUGGCAUUCGAAGACAAGCCUGCGCUCAGAUGCACCCCACAAUGUCGGUCAUGUGGGGUUCGGGGAAGAGAGCACUCCCGUUUCAGGGGUUUGCCCUCGGUGCCGCGUGGGCUGUCAGCUCGGAUACGUCCCCGCUGUUCACAAUGAGCGCCGGUGGUGCCCGCUGUGUAGCUGGUGCGCAGUGUGACACGUUUACAGCAUCCUGUUGAUGAAAUCUCCAAGCCUCUGACUCAGUGGCUCUACAUCAUGAAGUUAUGAAAUUUGUGCACUGACCCCCAAUUUGAUCAAAUUACGUAUACAGUUCUUUUUAGAAGAGGUGGCUUAUUAACAGGGAAGAAGAUU